Messenger RNA from Loa loa (African eye worm), 153 nucleotides. RefSeq lists its product as hypothetical. The transcript has a single exon. The record is from RefSeq and is a predicted model, not a curated record. The annotation marks the transcript as partial. Lineage: Eukaryota; Metazoa; Nematoda; Chromadorea; Rhabditida; Onchocercidae.
ACUUCAAGGAGCAGACCAUCCUUGAUCUUCGCAAAGUCUCGAAGUGCUCCAAUUAAAGAUUACUACCCAGAUUUGUACAAAAUCGAGUUGAAGAGAUACAAAGUGCGAAAUUCUCGUUUCACUACAACACAAUCCAGACAACAUAGCAGCUAA